CCAAAAUUCUAUGAAACAUCUGACGUGUUCUACGAUAAACUAUCAUCCCUCUCAUAAAUUAAGGAGCCGAAGCUUCAUUCUACAGCCAACAUGGUCUGAUGCAUCCUGUUAUAUGUGGUACCUGAAGGACGGAAACGUUCACGAACGAGGAUUCUAAUCGUACAUCUAGACCAACUUGCUGGUAUAUCGAGAGUGUGAAUUUACACGAAAUCUGCGAUGGUGCAGUCGGAGUAAACGUAGUUUUGGGCCCGUUGGUGCCAUCUUGACAGCCCCAACCCGUGGGAACGUCCUGAGACUGAAAACCCGAACGUGACCACGUGUGUACCGUCCUUAAACUAAAAUAAAGAGGGUCUGUCGCACUGGGUGCCCUCUCUGAAGCCUGACCGAAGGGGUCCUGCCUUCGGACUGGGAACCCUUGGGUACCGUCCGGGGACUGAGCCUGCGACCCGGGGGUACCGUACAUGGGCGGACAGUCUUAUGAGGGAGUGUAAGGAAGACAUGUAGAUGGGAGGUAGUGAGGGAUCAGCCUGUCGAGUCGGAGGAUAUGUUUCUCAUAAUGGAUUUACUGUAUAAUACAGAGUGGAUACUUUCAUUAUGGACUCUUUUACAAAUUAUUCAUGUUCAAGGAAGCAAUACAACGUCGUCAUCUGGAUCUUCGGGUACAAAUUACGAUGCAUCAACUAAACUCAUCGCCACAGUCUGCAUUAUCAUCGCCGCCAUCAUUAUUUCCGUCGUCGUCGCAAAAAUAGCCGAUAUGUGUUACGACCGGCACGUGCUUCGUGACGAUGCCAGCGACGUAAGCGACCACACCAAAGGACUCAUCCGAGCUCGACUGGCCAUCAUACAGAUGAAAAAGAAAGACAAAAGCAAAAAGACCUCCAGGAACUUGUUCCGGAUCUGGUCUGCUAAAACCAGAAGAGCAAACCAGCAACAAGGGACAAACAAUAGUUCAAACACACAAAAGGAACGAAGUGUUGUAAUUAACGUAGAUGAAGCGCCACAGACAGACAAAAAUACGGACAAAUACUCACAACAGUCAGGUAACAAUUCACCGUCUAGAGUUCAUGCCAGUACAAUCUCUGCUGAAGCUAAAAAUAAAAAACAAGGUGCUUCGAAAACUCAGAAUUCGCAAAAAACUGCUAAAUCACCGAUGCCACAGAAGACUCCAGCGAAACAAAACAAAGUUGAUAAAGCUGGGUCGAAAAAGCAGGCGGCGUCUACUGAUAAACGCGUGACAUUCAGGGAAGAAAGAAACGUGAUGGAAAUCCAAAGUGUCUCAACGUUAGGAGCUCAAGCCUGAUAUAGCUUUGUUGCUAGGAUACCAAAUAUUAAGUUCUAGUAAACAAUUGCUUCAACAUAACUGAUUAUAUAUGAAGUCAGUUCUUCCAUUAGAUGACGAUUUUCAAUGAUAUUCAGAGUCGGUUGCACAAAACCGAAUCAGAAUUAUCUUUUAAAACGAUAACAAGAACGUCCUGAUAAAGAAAACAUAUUUUUUCCAAUUUCAGCCUUUGCUACGAUGGACACCGAUUUGUAUUUUUGGGCACAGUCUAGGAAAAAUUAUAUAUGCAAUUUAGUCUAAAUAUUUUAGCAUGCUUCCUACCGAAGGAUAAUAGUACUAAGACAGGUAAACCAAUCUAUAAAAGUAAACACGAGUGUUUAGCCUGACUAUCAGAAAUAUUUCAUGAGAACAUUGCCAGGACGGGUAAAAGUGAGAGGAAAAAUACUAGUAUAGAACAUCUAGUAGAACCUGAACAUUUCGGAGUUCACUAUCAAAAUGAAUAUCUUAAAACAGAUCGGACUGCCUAACAAAAAGGCAGGUAUAGAAUAUUCCAGUUUGUUUUGCCUUAUAAGUGUGUUUCCUGACUGAAUUCUCAGGGUUAAAAUGACGUAUUGUUGAUUCAGAUCCUCUCUUUCAGUGCAUGUCUCUUAUAGUUUCACUCUCUUUUUGUUAUUGAAGUACUGCAUAAUAGCACCCUACUUGUUGAUUUAGAUCCACUCCUCAGUGCAUGGCUCUUAUAUUUGCGCUCUCUUUUGCUAUAAAAGUGUUUGGAAGAAGACAUGUCGUUCAUACUGCAUAAUACCACCCCCUCCCCUAUGUCGAGAUCAGUUCACCGAUGACACGAGUUGAUUUAAUAUAUGUAGUUAUUUGUCAGUGAUAUUGAACACAUAUUACGUCAUCAGGGGAACUGUGACAGCUACAUCACCCGUUACACUGAAGUGCUAUGACUGGUCAUCGAACCAAUUGUUUCUACAAUAUGUACACACAGAAGCUAUUUGAUGAAUCAUUCAACCAACGAAAACAAUGGAAAUCUGCAUGAUGCAAUUAGUACUGGUGUGUUUUUUUGUUUUAAAUUCUGGUUGCAUAUUUCUCAUUUCCAGUUAAUAUAACACACCGUCACUGAUAAGAUUCAUAGCUUUUAUGAUUAAAAAAGUUAUUGUAACACGACAUAUUUCUAAAUAUGCUGUAAUCAAACUGUUGUAUAUCAGACUUGGAUUAGUGUUGAUGCUUUCAAUCUUAUGCAUUUGAAAAUAACUUAAACGGUUAAAACGAUGUACUAUGUACAAGAAGAAAGGGUGGUCAAAGGAGAAAAGCAAUGAAUAAUGUAAUAUGUUGGACUGCAGUACUUUUUUCAGGAUGCAGCGAGCAAGAAAGAGUUCCAUUGAAUGAAUGACUUUGAGGAUUUUUAUGCUGUUGUUGACAUCGAUUUUUUAACAAAAUAUUUGUUAUUGUUACACUAUCUAUUCCUUUGGUUCAAUCAUCAUUAAAUCUUUUGCUGAAAAGAUCCUUAAUUAAUUGAUUUGCGAAGAAUUAAAUUAUGC
Molecule: messenger RNA, 2820 nt
Organism: Mizuhopecten yessoensis (Yesso scallop)
Lineage: Eukaryota; Metazoa; Mollusca; Bivalvia; Pectinida; Pectinidae
Exons: 3
Coding region: 545-1300 (251 amino acids)
Source: RefSeq, a predicted model, not a curated record